CGUGGGGCCCGUCGGAGCUGUGCGAGGCUCCCAGCCCACCUCCAGGAAGUCCCGCCGGAGGAGGGGGUGGCGGGCACAGACCCGCGGAGGCGGGGCCCGGGAACCUCGGGGCCGCCGAGUCGGCGUCCGCUCGCGCUGCUCGCCCGAUGGCCGUCCCCGGUCCGGACCCCGAGUCGGAGCCGGAGUCGGUGUUCCCUCGGGAGCUCGGCCUCUUCGCCGACUCCUACCAGGAGAGAAGCCGCUUCUGCUUCUGCGGGCACGCGUUGAGCAUCACGCAGAACUUCGGGUCCAGCCUCGGGGUGGCUGCGCGCGUGUGGGACGCGGCUCUGAGCCUGUGCAACUAUUUCGAGAAACAAAAUGUUGAUUUCCGAGGCAAGAAGGUGAUCGAGCUGGGCGCAGGGACGGGCCUCGUGGGCAUCUUGGCAGCGCUGCAGGGGGGGGAUGUGACCAUCACUGACCUGCCCCUGGCUCUAGAACAGAUCCAGGGUAACGUCCAGGCUAACGUGCUGCCCGGAGUGCGGGCCCAGGUCCGUGCCUUGUCCUGGGGGGUGGAUCAGCACGUCUUCCCUGGAGACUAUGAUCUGGUGCUGGGGGCCGAUAUCGUAUACCUGGAGCCCACCUUCCCACUGCUGCUGGGGACCCUGCAGCACCUGUGUGGGCCCCAGGGCACCAUCUACCUGGCCGCCAAGAUGAGGCAGGAGCAUGGGACCGAGAACUUCUUUCAGCACCUCCUGCCCCAGUAUUUCCACCUGGAGCUGGCCCAGCGGGACGAGAACGCGAACGUCAACAUCUAUAGGGCCAGGCACAGGAAACCUAAAUCUGUGUGACGACGCCCCCUUCUGGCAUUCUCAACUCCGGGUUCCCCCUCUCCCAAGGAACUGAGUGUCACCAAAGCCAAACACACAAGGACCGAGAAGGAUGAACUCACCUGGCCUUUCUCUUCCCCCUCCCCUUUCUUUGUUGUCCUAGGCCUUUUGUGGGUCAGGGGCACCUGCUGGAGCCCUCCCAGCCCUGGUGUAAAGCAGCAGGCAGGCACCCAGCUGUUGUGCUCAGAGGAAGAGGCUGGAAGGAGAGGAGCCAGGGUGCUCGGGGGGAAGGGGGCAGUAGGGAAACACGAUGCUGCUGCUGCCUGCUGGCUUUUUUUUUUUUUUUUGCAAAGUCUAUGGGAUUUUUUUUUUAAGGGAAAAAAAUCAGUGAGCAUUAAGGAUCUCUCCACGCCUUUACUAGAGAGCUGAGAAGAAGCCCCAAUCACCCAUUUCUUGUUUCUUGAGACACAAUCUGGUAGAACCCUGUCCCUGGACUGGGUCUGGGCAGCUCCGUUGGAGCUGGAGAAUCGUGCUGCCCGGAAGGAUCUGCCCCAAGCCUUGGCUUCUUCUUGUCUUGGGUCUUCCUCUGGGUUUCCAGGCUGCAUCACUCCUCCCUCCCUAGCGUGCUGUGCCUCCCCACUCUUCCUCUUCCUGCUGCUCGUGCCUGGGGCACUCCGCUUUCCGCCUAGGUCACGCACA
Molecule: messenger RNA, 1505 nt
Organism: Ochotona princeps (American pika)
Lineage: Eukaryota; Metazoa; Chordata; Mammalia; Lagomorpha; Ochotonidae
Gene: EEF1AKMT3
Product: EEF1A lysine methyltransferase 3
Exons: 3
Coding region: 147-827 (226 amino acids)
Biological process (GO): peptidyl-lysine methylation
Cellular component (GO): cytosol; cytoplasm
Molecular function (GO): protein-lysine N-methyltransferase activity
Source: RefSeq, a predicted model, not a curated record